AUGGUACGAACACCUGCGUCAUCUCAACUCGGUUCGACUUCUGUCGCACAGCUUAAUCAAAGACCACCUAGAACGUUGCUUGCUCUUGAUAUCGUGCUGUCUCUGAAAACUAACGUCGUGCAAGCGCCUUGCUACGUAUUUAUACCUGUCGAGCCGGCAGCUCUGACCUCAAAUUCGUGCGAGAAUAGUGUUUUAUGGCGUUUUGGACACCUCCAAUACUGGAUUGCAGCUGUCAUGCUUAAUGUCCGUGACAAGUACCGAGUGCCCGUUCUACGGUCGAAUCGGACAUUUGUGUUGUACACCUUUGUCUUGUUGAUUAUUCUGCUCGUACAGCUUUCAUGGAACACUGGGAAUCGUGAGGAUGAGAUAUCGACAACGUCAGCAGCAGUAGCAAAAGCUUUGAAAGCACGUGGCGUGGAUGUGAGCUUACGAGCGCUGGAGCUGCCUACAAGUCUUGCAUGGUCUCUGUUCCCACUGUUUCGCUUUGAUGCUGGCUGA
Plasmopara halstedii is the source of this 498-nucleotide messenger RNA. RefSeq names its product p-type atpase (p-atpase) superfamily. The transcript has 2 exons. The coding region runs from base 1 to 498 and encodes 165 amino acids. The record is from RefSeq and is a predicted model, not a curated record. Lineage: Eukaryota; Oomycota; Peronosporomycetes; Peronosporales; Peronosporaceae.